This is a messenger RNA of Kickxella alabastrina, 1050 nucleotides long. RefSeq lists its product as uncharacterized. Gene Ontology annotation, biological process: regulation of ribosome biogenesis. Gene Ontology annotation, cellular component: nucleolus. Gene Ontology annotation, molecular function: nucleic acid binding. The record is from RefSeq and is a predicted model, not a curated record. The transcript has a single exon. NCBI's taxonomy places the organism in Eukaryota, Fungi, Kickxellomycota, Kickxellomycetes, Kickxellales, Kickxellaceae. Bases 147 to 965 code for a protein of 272 amino acids.
GGCUAAGUUUUCAGUUCUAUUUUGUAGCCUGCACCUGCUGCUUUGGGUGUUUUGGCAGUUACGCGCCUUUGUCUUCAAUUGUCCACACAAGUUACUAAUUUUUCUAUACCUCAUAUACACCUUCAUUUGCAUAUUAUCAUUUGCAAAUGCCGACCUUUGCAGAGGAGCAGCUGGCAAAGUACGGGUGGAAGCAGGGCGAGGGUCUUGGGAAGGACAAAGCGGGCAUAACGCGAGCCAUCACCGUAUCACGCCGGACAGACAACAAGGGCAUCGGCAGCGAGUCGAACCAGUGGAAUAACAACUGGUGGGACAAUGUUUACAACAAAGCAGCAUCCGAGACUAACAAACCCAUCGCCGAGAACAAAGAGGAAGCUGAGUUCCAAGAAAAGAUUGCGCAGGCUGCCAAAGAGCAGGACACGCUAAGCGAGUACCAGGGAAUGUUUGUCAAAUCAGCCGCAUCAUCCAUGGUGGCCACGCCCGCCAGCGGUCUCUCGGGAGUGAGCACGCCUAAUGGGCCUGUGAAUCGUACACAGCUGGUGCGUAAUGGGAAUGUGCAAAUGGGUGUUAUGAUUUCAGAUGCUGAGCUGUUUGCUGCGUGUGAGGGGAGGAUGGCGAGGAAAGGAGCGAGAGCGGAUCAGAGCGGGAAACUUGCCAGGCUUGCUGGUGACAGCAUGCCAAGGCCCGAGGUGGUCGCUAGAAUCGAGGCGGCUCUGAGUGGCAGACUUGCAGAGCAGAUCGAGUUGGCCAAUCCCAAACGCAAGCGCAGCGAGAAGGACAAGAAAGAGAAAGAGAGAGAGAAAAAGGACAAGAAAGACAAGAAAGACAAGAAGAAGGAAAAGAGGGAAAAGUCCAAGGACAAGGAGUCCAAAAAGUCGAAGCACUCUGAAAAGUCAGGCUCUGAUGACAGCACCAAAGAGUCAAAGUCCAAGAAGCGCAAGACAAAAGACAUCAGGGACGAGGCAUAAAAUGGUCUGGUUUCUAUUUGAAUAUAAAUGCAUGUACUUUAAACAUACAAACGAAGCAAAAACAAAAUUUUCAGCGAGUACUGCG